Molecule: messenger RNA, 1072 nt
Organism: Empidonax traillii (willow flycatcher)
Lineage: Eukaryota; Metazoa; Chordata; Aves; Passeriformes; Tyrannidae
Exons: 6
Coding region: 1-633 (210 amino acids)
Source: RefSeq, a predicted model, not a curated record
AUGCCCGUUUCCCGCGGGGAGCUCUCGAGGCCGCCCUCACCCUCACGGAGGCUGUCGGGGAUCGGCCCCCAGAGACGCCCAGGGCAAACCCAGGGGCAAGUGGACGAGCCGGGGCCCGGCUCGCGCGUUUCCCCCCUUGGUAGAACCCCGCAAGUUUUCGGCAGCCUGUCGGGGGCUGCCGCGGGGCUGCCCCAAGUGCGCGGCUCUGUCCCUUGCGCACAGAGGACAGGAGAGAGUGGGACAGUGUAUGAAACCGCUGGGGUUAGGGCUGGCGCAAAGGCCACCCCCGCACCCCCCUCCCGUGCCUACCGUCGGGCCGUGAACUUUCCAGUGGGCCUAGGGAUUUAUGCCCCACUCAGCACGCCUGUAACCCUAAGGCAGCCGAGCAGUGGGGGUUCGAGGCUCCCUCCCUCCUGUUGCCCUUCACGAGAGCGCUUUUCUGGGCGCACAAGUGUGUGCGUAAGGAGCGGAGAGGAGCACCGAGAGGGAGAUUGGGACAAUAGCUGGAGUGGAUUAUGCAUUCCCGUAGGCAAUACUUCCCUAUAUGAGCUUCAGGAUGCAGUUGGAAGCUCGGGAACAAAGCGGGCAUCGAAUGUCAAGGAAACUCAAAACGGAAGGAGGGAUGCUACUUGAAAGUGUGACUCAAAAAAAGAGGUUUCGCUUUGCAGCCAUCAGUAGCACCAGGAGACAGCUCCAUUAAAAAAGUAGUUUUCCACUGCUCUUGAAAAGCCGUUAUUUUUUACAUCGCUUUUAGGAAGAUAGAUUAACAAAACAUCACAUUUCAAGCCACUCUGAUCUGUAAUUAAAUGGAGGAGCCCGUUUGUAUUCUCCUAUGGCUUUUACAGAAGUUGCAGUGAUCCAAAGUCAGGUUGCUGUGUCAGAGUGGCAUUUUUAUUAAUGAGAAUACAAAAAGCUUGCAUAUUCUUAGCCCGGCUUGAAUUUAGUUGCUAAGCAACCGCUGUAUGGUAAUUCAUCCGCGAAAUUUAAAUCUUGGAGAAAGGAUCCUGCGUUUUGCUGAAUGGUCGCCACGAGGAAAACAACUUGUGGGACCCGCGGCAGCUGCCGCCGCGCC